CGCUAAACUGCUAAUUACAACACACCUAUUUAGUAAGUAGGUAUCUGAACGCGUCAAACGCGACCACUUACUACAAGAUAUAUUGACUCUUAUUGCGAUGACUGAACGGAGAUACAGUGACAUAAACAUAGAAGACUUUACAAAACCACUAAAUCAGAUGUCUCAGGAAAAACAAGAUGCGAUGAAAUCUGUCGAGCAACAGCUCGCGGAAGUUCCUCCAGUUUGUCUGAACCUGGAAGGGGCUCGAAUUGUGGAGGGAACGUCUCCAGACAACAGAGACAUCAUGCUUCCAAAUAAUAAGUCUCAUGUUGCUCACAUUGCAGUCGAUAUUGGCGGCUCCCUAGCUAAAGUUAUGUACUAUGUCCGCAUCUCCAGCUCUCCCUCAUCAUCGUCGAGCGAUAUCUCUUCGCCGGCUGUCGUUAACAUGGUCGGUGGCCGGUUGUGUUUUGUCAAAUUCGAGACGGCUAAGAUUGAUGAGUGUAUCAAGUUUAUGGCGAACUUGAUCAACUUGGAAAGGCAGUUCAGGCCUCACGCGUGCAACGCUCGCAUUACUGUCAUUGCUACGGGUGGCGGUGCAUACAAGUUUUAUGAACAAAUGCGGAGGGAGCUCAAGGUCGACAUUGUGCGCGAAGAUGAAAUGGAGUGCCUCAUUGCAGGAUUAAACUUCUUUAUCAACUCGAUUCCCCGUGAGGUAUUUACACUCGACUUGAGCACUUGCAAAUUGUCGUUCCAGGAAGAUCCCAGCCGAGGAAAAUACCCACAUAUGCUCGUUAACAUUGGCUCUGGUGUUAGCAUACUUAAGGUGAACGGACCUUCUGACUUUGAGCGUGUCGGCGGUUCUUCGCUAGGUGGAGGUACUCUUUGGGGUCUAUUAUCACUUCUUACUCCUGCAAAGUCCUACGAUGAGAUGCUCGAGUUGUCGAAAGAAGGCGACAAUUCGUCAGUCGAUAUGCUUGUGAGUGACAUCUACGGUGCCAAUCUCGGCUACGAGCGCUUUGGCUUAAAGAAUAACAUGAUUGCAAGUUCUUUUGGCAAAGUUUUCCGUGAACAUAAAGACUUGGAGGAGUUUCACCCCGGAGACAUUGCAAAAUCACUUUUGUUUGCGGUGAGCAACAACAUCGGCCAAAUCGCUUACUUGCAUGCUCAAAGGCAUAAUGUUGAAAACAUUUAUUUUGGAGGAAGUUUUAUUCGUAACCAUGUGCAGACUAUGCAGACACUCACUUAUGCCAUCAAGUUUUGGUCAAAGAAUACGAUGAACGCAUACUUCCUAAGACAUGAAGGCUAUUUGGGUGUUGUUGGCGCAUUUUUGAAAUACUCAUGGCCUUGCACCUACGACGGCUUCCUUCCAUCGAUACCCGGUGUGCCUGUGGAAAAAAAGAAUUAGCAACAUUUUACCACUUUUGUUAGCAGGUUUCAUCACAUACCCCAUUCUUGGCUUUAACAGGUGUUUUAGAGUUUUUUUCAUGAUCCACUAUUACUAAAUAAACGAAGAUGACAUUGCUGGACGUUGAAACGUUUUGUCCUAAACAACGUCUACGAUUCCCCCCUUCUUUACCUGGCAUCUUAACCUUAAAAGUGGAAUUCUUCGUGGACGGGACAAUAUACGGCAGCACAUUGCUCAGGAUUCGUGUGGCAGGUAAUUCUGCUCGUGUAAAAGUAACUGUUCUUUUUGUUAAUUAUCCGCUUGUUUGCUUAAAUGUUCUCAGUUGACGGAAUAUAAUACAUUACCAAAAAAUGAAUAAUAAUAUAAAGCUUGAUGAACAGUCUCUUGUUACAAUAUGAAUUUUAGCGGAGCGAUUUGAAUUAUAGACGGACAUGCUCUUUAUGCGCUCCUCAGGUAUCUAUGGUUGUACAACAUAUUUAUUUCCUAGUUAUCCCAACUUAAAUAGUUAAAUUUCAGAGUGAGAUAGCGAAGGCGCACCAGCUGUUUACACGAUAACGCUAUGGUGAUGAAUGGUCCAACUGUUGAAGAAGGGAAGAAAAUGGAACAAGUAACGAAAGAAUGUGUUUGGUUUGCACUAUAUGCUUCAUUAAGACUCAUAGAAAAUGGAGCGUGAUGUGAAGAGCUUUUCCCUCGUAACGUGAGCAAAACAUACAAAGUAAUUUAGGGAAUGAAUGCCACGCUGCCAAAGCAGGAGGGAACGCUGCUUUUUUUUAAAAGAAAAAAUUCGUUAAUUGGAAUUAAAAAGUAAUCGUUCACAACAGUCAGCCAUUAAGUUCGUGAAAGGCAUACUUAGGGAAUAGCGAAGAACGAGUGGUUUUAUUUUCUCGACUAACGGCAAGCCUGACAAAUGGCGUCUACAGUUAGCUUUCCCUGUGAAAUAAGGUAUUCUUUCAGGUCUUCAAACAAUUCUAGUUGCUCGGCACUCGUGAGACUCGUAACGGCGAUUUCCAGCAAUUCAGUAACGUUGCCACGUUUCUCUGAGAUGAACGAUUGAACAUACAUAUAGACAAACGCUCCGUUCAACAACUGACAAUCCACACGAUCAGUUAAGCCACCAUGACCCGGGAUGGAGUCGCCGAAGUCCUUUAACUUGAAAGCACGCUUCAACCCACUAGCAAAGAAGCCGCCAAAGGGGGCCACAAGACUUGCGAAAGUGGCAAACACGGCUAAAUGGAAAUAGAUGGGAGCCAAUGUUAAUGUACGAGGGAAUCUGAACAGACGACUCAUGAUCAGAGGAACAUUGUACGUUUUGGGCAAGAAAACGCUGUUAGGAACACACUCAAUGUUGCUGAAAAUGGUAGCAGACAAAUCACGAGUAGGGCAAAUGAAAUAGUUGGAACGCAUGAGCAUGAAUGAGAGCAGCGAACCCACCACAACCGUGCAAACCCAUCCUCCAACAAAACCUUCAACAGUCUUCUUUGGAGAAAGCUGGAUAAGGGGAUGUUUGCCGAAUACCUUUCCGCAAAGGUAUGCAAAAACGUCGUUACAAACAACGUAGCAAACAGGAACAAAAAACCAGAAAAGGCCUUCAAAGAUGUUAUUAAUCAUGAAAUGUGCCUGUCCAACAACGAGUAAAAGAGUCAUAUGGGUCCAACAGAACUGAGAGAAUUGGAAUUUGUAGUUACCCUUCUUCAGCGAAGCGACAAAGAGCACAAAACCUUAGACGUGUUAGCAGCAGCCGUUUCAUAAACUUUUCCAAACAUACUGAUAGUGUAUAACAUAAAAGAAAUAAAACGAUGGUGAGUAGCCAACGGCAUCAAAUAAGAAUCUACAAUUAACAAAUGAUGAAAGUAUCUCAAGA
Messenger RNA from Schizosaccharomyces japonicus yFS275, 3245 nucleotides. Its product is annotated as fumble family pantothenate kinase. Gene Ontology annotation, molecular function: ATP binding; pantothenate kinase activity. Bases 98 to 1384 code for a protein of 428 amino acids. Lineage: Eukaryota; Fungi; Ascomycota; Schizosaccharomycetes; Schizosaccharomycetales; Schizosaccharomycetaceae. The transcript is spliced from 3 exons. Gene Ontology annotation, biological process: coenzyme A biosynthetic process. Gene Ontology annotation, cellular component: cytoplasm; nucleus. The record is from RefSeq and is a predicted model, not a curated record.